Messenger RNA from Amaranthus tricolor (Joseph's coat), 1526 nucleotides. RefSeq lists its product as uncharacterized. NCBI's taxonomy places the organism in Eukaryota, Viridiplantae, Streptophyta, Magnoliopsida, Caryophyllales, Amaranthaceae. Gene Ontology annotation, cellular component: cytosol. The record is from RefSeq and is a predicted model, not a curated record. The coding region runs from base 1 to 1479 and encodes 492 amino acids. The transcript has 2 exons.
AUGAAUGCUGCGAUGUCUGCGGAAUUAAAUGUCCCAAAGGAUGUUCUACAGCCAUUGCUAAAGGCUUCAAAUUCGUCAACAUUGAGUGAAGCCUUAGAAAAGCUUAUUGUUGUUUCAAAAAGCGAUGAUGGACGAUCAGAUCUUGCAUCGAAGCAUAUACUCCCAAUUGUACUCCAGCUACUUCAGCAUCUCUCGUAUCCAUCGGCACAUCCUGUUCUCUUGUUGUCUCUUAGACUUCUCAGAAAUCUAUGUGCAGGAGAUGCGGUGAAUCAGAACUUGUUCAUUGAGCAGAACGGUGCUGCAAUCGUUUCUAGUGCAAUCAAUUCUGUGGGCUAUGAUUCUGAUAAUUCAGCUUGCACAAUUGUACGCACUGCCUUACAGGUGCUAGCAAAUGCUUCACUUGCCGGGAAGGAAAGUCAGCGUGUAAUAUGGGACCAAUUUUUCCCUGAUUUUUUUCUCAGAAUCGUUAGUAUUCGCAGAAGGGAAACUUGUGAUCCUUUGAGUAUGAUUAUUUGUACUUGUUGUGAUGGAAACAUUUACUUGUUUUCUGAGCUUUGCAGAAAUCCAGGAUUGGCUAUCAUUGUUAAAAUUGUUCGUACAGCUUCAGAAGUUGGAUUUGGAGAAGAUUGGGUCAAGAUACUACUGUCAAGAAUUUGUUUGGAGGAAUCUCAUUUACCUGCAUUGUUCCAGUAUCUAAAUGAUGACUUUAACAAACUAGAAGAUCAUCAAAGUAGAAAUAUUCAUUUUACAGGAGACCAAGCUUUCCUUUUGCGCAUUGUGUCUGAAAUUUUGAAUGAAAGACUCGAGGAUAUUCAUGUUGGUUCGGAGUUUGCUUUAUAUAUUCUUGGGUUGUUUAAGAAUGCUAUCAAAGCUAUCGAUUUUUACACCAAGGGCCAGUCAAAGCUGCCCACUGGCGUCCCUUCUAUUGAUGUCCUUGGAUACUCGCUCAUUCUUUUGAGAGAUGUAUGUGCGCAAGGGAGUAAGACAGUUUCUGAAGAGAACGAAAUUCUAGAUGUUGUAGCUUCAUUAGUGUCUAGGGGGCUUUUGGAUUUGCUAUUAUCCCUACUCAAUGAGCUUGAAUUACCAACAUCAAUCAGGAAAACUAUGAAACCGGAUAUGAACCAAGUGCCAUCUUCUUAUUCGCCAAAGAUGUGUCCAUACCAGGGUUUCAGAAGAGACAUUGUUGCAGUCAUCGGAAAUUGUUUAUACAGAAGGAAAAAUGUACAAGAUGAAGUGAGAAAAAAGAACUGUAUAUUUCUUCUUUUACAGCAAUGUGUUCUCGAUGACGAUAAUCCCUUCUUAAGGGAAUGGGGCAUAUGGUGUGCCAGCAAUUUGUUGCAAGGUAAUGAUGAUAACAAGCAGAUUGUUGCUGAUAUGGAGAUGCAAGGCAUUGUAGAGGUUCCUGAACUUGCUAAGCUAGGCCUGCAGGUUAAAAUUGACCCCAAUACUAGACGUGCUACGCUUGUAAAUAUAACUUGAGCUGCUUUAGCGUAGGGCGUAGGGUAUUGACUUAGUAGUUUUAGUUG